Drosophila eugracilis is the source of this 835-nucleotide messenger RNA. RefSeq names its product B9 domain-containing protein 1 (gene B9d1). Lineage: Eukaryota; Metazoa; Arthropoda; Insecta; Diptera; Drosophilidae. The transcript has 2 exons. The record is from RefSeq and is a predicted model, not a curated record. Gene Ontology annotation, biological process: cilium assembly. Gene Ontology annotation, cellular component: MKS complex. Bases 74 to 799 code for a protein of 241 amino acids.
UCCCUGACAGGUGAAAACAAGCCAGGACCCGAUUGAGGAAAACACACCCCGUUUAGAGCCGCCAACCACCACCAUGAGUGCCAGCGAGGGUAUCAGUCUCCCCGGCAACGAGGACACCAGUCCACCACAUGAAAAACAUAAACAAAGGCCCAAGAAGGCCAAAAAGAAAUCCAGGAGUGCCAAAGAGAGUGUUCCACAUCCAAUGGACGCGAAAGCCACUGCCAGCUACUUCACUUUGAGUAUUGUGGGUCAAAUAGUAUCGGCCACCUUUCCUUUGGGUCCCGACAAGGAGUUCGUCUUCCUGCGCUAUGAAAUGGUCGCUGGUCCCGACUGGCAAUUGUCCUCUGGACCGCAGCAUGGACUCACCCAAAUGGCCACCAACAAGAGGGGUCACUUCAACGAACCGAUUGUCUUCAACAUGCCCAUCGAGGUGACCUACAAGAGCACCAGUCCCUUUGGCUGGCCCCAGAUCCUGGUGAGCGUGUUCGGACGCAGUGGCCUUGGUCGGGAGACGCUCCUUGGCUAUGCCCACAUCCACCUGCCUGUAUUUGGUAGUCGUCGCCCUGCUGAGCAAAUGGAGCAGCUGCAGGCCUCCAUAUUGAUGCCGAAGUGCCCUAACAUGAUGGCUGAUAUCACCAGUUGGCUGCUGCGCCGCGAGCCGGAACUAAAAGAUCCCAAGGUACUGCUGGACAACCUUAAGUGCAAGGGCCUCUCCAUGGAGUCCUAUGGCAGCCUGCAGUUCCAGAUGUCCUCCGUGGUGCGAGGAGCUCGCAAGUUGGGCUACCAUUGGCAUUCCUGAGAAGAAUAUCCAAUAUGUGUGUCAGUAAAACGUGAA